Molecule: messenger RNA, 1197 nt
Organism: Caenorhabditis remanei
Lineage: Eukaryota; Metazoa; Nematoda; Chromadorea; Rhabditida; Rhabditidae
Exons: 10
Coding region: 1-1197 (398 amino acids)
Source: RefSeq, a predicted model, not a curated record
AUGACAAUGCGAUCGAAAUCAUUCAGUGAGCGGAUCCUUCGGAAUGCUUCAUUUAUCAAAUGGUGUCAAAAGGAAGAAUCAAGAAAUGCCGAUUCGAUAGCCCUUUACACCUCGAUCCUGGAAUUUGAAUCCAAACUGAAAAGUGGUUCUCCAUCCCUUUCUCUUCUCAAAUUGGCCCGUCACAUCCAUCGAAAAUACGUCAGUUUGAAUACAGGAAAAUGCCACGUCAUCGACGAUUCGACGAGAACUGAAAUGUCAAAAAGAGUACAUGAGGUUCUCGAUGGAAAACCACCGUACGUCGAGCUAUUUGACCCCCUGAAACAGCCACUCUUCCAACAUUUGAAGUCAAUGCACACAGAAUAUUCAACAACAACAGCUGAUAUCAAUACUACAUGGGAAGACGCGUCUUCCACCAGUUCCUCCAACAAAGGCGCCAUGAUUUGGUUUAACGACGACGCAAUCGAUAGAUCGUCUCGACAUGAAAUCGGUCAGAAUACCGUAACCCACGAGUCAGAAGACGAUCGAUUCGCUUUUUUCAAUGCAGUUUGUACUCGGCUCAAUUCUUUACAAGAAACCAAAAACUCAUCUGAAACCGAGGAGAGCCCUGAGAAACCAAAGUCUUCUUCAUCAUCAAACCCAUAUGGAAAUGACGGAUUCGCCCCGCCUCCACACAGUACUCACACGAAUACAAUGAAGGUUUCCAACCUUCCGAAACGAUUCGAAUCACUUUAUAAGAAAAAACGCCAACAAAACGUAACAUCAGAUUCCAGCGGAUUCGGAAGUAAUGCCAGCGAUUUUUGGAGUUUUGAACGUUACGGUAAAUCAAAUCAUGGAACAUUGGAGAGACCGAAUCGUCUGUUUCCGGGAAGUAAUAACGGAUUCUCUACUCUUCAGCACAAAAAACGGAGUCCGGAAGUCCAAAAGCUGACUGUAGAGCUUCGAUACGAGAAUGAUGUCCCGAUGAUCGCCAAGAUUUCGGCGAAUCAAUCGGUCACUUUGAGAUAUUUCCGUCAUUUAUUUGGUCUACAUUAUACUGAUAGUUGCAGAUUCUUCUUCAAAUCAAUGUGCGAAGACGGUUCAGCUCAAUAUCAAUGGACUCUUCUAUUCCAAGAUGAUGAUAUUCUUCCAGUAUUUCAGAAUAGAAUAACAGCAAUCUGUCGAAUGUGUCCUCCGCCAGAGGAGCAUCAUUUGAUUUAA